GACUUGAAGGAAAUCUUUCAACAGCAAGGCCAGCUUGACGUGUGUUAUGAAUUUGAGUAGUUGUUAAUGAACCAAGAACACUUUCUUUUAGCUGUUUUUUAUUAUUAAUGAACAACAAAGUCCUCACUUAUCGUUUUCGGUUAUAAUGUAGCACAUCUACCUGAUGUUAAUUUAAAUUGUGAGAAACGACAGACACGUCACCGUGUUGUGGUUCGGGUUUAAAACGACGUCUCAUCGCUGCGGAGCUGUAAUGGGACCAGACCGGAGAACAGUUCUUUCCGUCUAACCGUCUGUAGCUACAGGACCACAGAUAAGCCAUGGGAUAUAGUUAGCGCUCGUAUCACAUUUGAACGAAUGGUCCGUGUUUACCAUGCGGGGCCAAAGCACGUCCUCGCCGUUUACAGUGGCCGUCGUGUCCGCUCUGUGGAUCAGUGUGUGUCGGUGCGGCGUGUCCGAGGUUCCGUGGCCGGGAUGUGACAGUGGAAAGCUCUUUUUGGACAAGGACCUCCCGGAGGAUGCUCUGUAUCGGGAUUGUGCAGCGUCUACAUGGCAUGGAGAGUCCACACAGUUGUUCAUCCAGUCUUCAUGUGUUUACAGAAACAACACAGUAUUGACACGGAGCAUAAACCUGAGCGAGUGGAGAAGUUAUGUAUGAAUAAAUCAAUCUCAUACAACCAUACCAUUCCCAGCAGUGGAGCGUACAGACCAGUUGGAGCAGAGAGUGGAGAGUACUUGUUCUGUCCUCCUCAAAGGUGGCUCAAUAACCUACAUCAUGGAGCUACUGUCAUUCUCCACCACCCAUGUGUUACUCUGCAUGAGCGCCACCUUUUGUCUGCCCUAGCAGAGUCCUGUUUGUCAGACUACAUUAUCACUGCAUAUCCAUGGCUUAAACCACACUUGCCAAUAGCUUUGGUGACCUGGGGUCGCACGUUGGAGGUGUCUGCUGUGGCUUCUCCGGACGUCUGUGAUUGGCUGCAGAGCACGACGACCACAAGGAAUGAUCUCAGUGAUGUCAAGCACAUCAGAGAAUACAACCUGCUGCUCACCAAGCCUGCGAAGCAGCAGACGCCCAGAACCAAGGUCUCUCUGAGGCAGUGCUGCGAGCAGACCAUCUCUUCUCUGCUCAGUGAAGCAAAGGAGACAAAUCUGGAGUCCAGCGGAAAAAAGAAACGCUUGAACAAAAAGGAAGAGAAACUCAGGAUCAGACGAAUGAGAGCUGCUGCCAGAAAAGAACAGAUGAGUGUGAAGGAUAGAGGCGAUGAAGACGACAAAAAACACACAUCAGCCUUUUCUGGUAACCUGACUGACGGAACCAAACGAGGAGGGAAAAACAAAGGCCGCAAAAAUUCCAACUCACUUGGAAAAUCUGAGAUUUCUCCUCCAGAAAACAGAAAUCUCACAGAUCUGUCUCAUCCACAGGGCGGACGAUCAAAGUCUGUCCUGCAAAGUCAGAAUCAGAGCCUCACAGCCCAACCAACAACUUACUUGGUGUCAAAUAUGUCAGCAGUUGAACAUGAGUCAAAUGACUCAAAACAAAAUGAAGGACAACCAAGUGUUAAAAGCACAAAUUCUACAGCUGGCGUAGAGGGAAUUCCAGCUGUUGUGAAAACCGUGGGGAACAACAAUGUGAAGUCUGACAGCGUGGUUCAAACGUCCAGAGAUGAAGGUACAGACUCUAAAGAGAGAAACUCUAAUAAUCACUUCACAGCAGAGCGACAAGAGAAGGACAAUGAAAUGGUGGACGUAAAGGAGAGAGAGUUGGAAAUAAAGCAAACAGAUCCCAAAGGUGAACACAAAUCCCCCGAUACUGAAUCCCAAAAUCCUCGCUCACACCCAGGGACAACCACAUACCAGAAGAAAAGCGGUGAAUGUGACAACUGCAGAGAGGGAGAGCAGUGCUACUGUACCCAGGCCUCAGGACCUGAUGCUGCUGUGAGACAGGGUCUGCCCAGGACCCCCAGGACUGAUGAGGCAGUGUGGGCAGCAGCAGCUCUGGGAUUCCUACUGGUCCUCCUGGCACUGUCUGUGCUUCACACUCGCCUCUACCGCAACUGGAGGACGGCGCCAAGUCUUUACUGGCACAAUCCACAACAGGACUAUGACAGCGUGGCGGAUGUGAUCCACAGGAGGCUGAAAAUUGCCAAGAGGAGACCCAAGAGGGGCAGAAGAAAAGAAUAUGUUCUCCUGCCGAGUUCCUCGAGUUCAGAUGAGUUCCCUUAAAAGAAUCCUUCCACUAUUUACCGAGGUUUUCAUUAACAGUAGACACAUGAUCACGUACAGACAUAAGUAGUAACCUCAGUCCUGAGUGGUUUGUCCACGAGAUUGGAAAGGACAGUGGUUCAAAGUCAAGCAUUCUGUUCUGUGAGAACAAAUCAGACUGUACAUGUCCUAGUGUGUGCCAUGGCACUAUUAGUCCAUAGGGGGAGGUAUAGUGUGUAUUAGGCUUGAGAGAAGCUGUGGUGGUGCUGCUGGAUAAACUUGUACCUGGAGCUGAGCAGUCAAAGGAUGGCAUCAAAACUCCAAGAGAGGCUUCACGGUUUUUUUAAAUUGUACAAUGGUUUUGUAUUAGUUUUAUAUUUAAACAGGUUCUGCAAAUUCACUGUGUUAUAAAUGUGCAGUAUCCAAUACAUGUAAUCAACAUCCACGUCUCCAGGUUUCACCUUUUCACCAGUGUGAUGUAGGUUGCUGUUCUAAGCAACACGGUCUCUGAAUGGUACACAGGUGCUGUGUUUUUAAAUGGGUUCUGAAUCGUUCACAUUAAAAAUAAUUCAAUGAAAAA
Messenger RNA from Cynoglossus semilaevis (tongue sole), 2779 nucleotides. It is a transcript of the gene tp53i13, whose product is annotated as tumor protein p53 inducible protein 13. NCBI's taxonomy places the organism in Eukaryota, Metazoa, Chordata, Actinopteri, Pleuronectiformes, Cynoglossidae. The record is from RefSeq and is a predicted model, not a curated record. Bases 547 to 2220 code for a protein of 557 amino acids. The transcript is spliced from 9 exons. Gene Ontology annotation, cellular component: cytoplasm.